ACAAAAAUAAAUGAACUGAAGGUUGAGUUAGAACAAAUUACGCAAAAAGUUUUAUUAAAGUAUUCUGAUACUAACCAGUUGUAUAGUAAUCCCUUUCUUGAGAUUAAAGCAAAGGAAUUGGAAAAUGAAUUGGAGAAAGUUACGUCUAGAAUAAGUAAUCUGGAAGAUGAACUAGAUCAGAUCAUUUCGCAACUGCAUCAGUCAAUUAAUGAUUUAAAAAUAGGUAGUGCAGAAGUAGAUCCAGUUUCAUCAUCCAAUGAUUAUAAGCGAGGUGAAGCAGUAGAAAAGGUAUCCCAUUUUUCUUCACACUGUUCAGAGUCUGAACCUGAUGAAAGCAAAGUAAAAGAUGAGAUAAGGUUCCAAGGAGACCAUCUUGAU
Funneliformis geosporum is the source of this 378-nucleotide messenger RNA. The record is from the annotation of a GenBank genome assembly. Lineage: Eukaryota; Fungi; Glomeromycota; Glomeromycetes; Glomerales; Glomeraceae.